CUCGUCCAAGGAAAAUCCCUUCUAUAAAACGCGAGAAGACGGCCAGACCAGCUAGGAUAGGAGGAUUCUCUUAAACUACUUCACUAAUAUAUAUUGUGUAUAUCCUCCGCAUUCUCCUCCUCUUUCAUUGUUGAUGAAAAAUGAAACCUUUCCAACCCCGGAAAAGGAUUGUCUCUGUCAAAAAGUUCUCAUUUAAUCUGCUUUGCUUUGCUAUCUGCCUCUCCGUCUCCCCCAUCUUCGUGUUAAUGUAGCUUGAAAGAAUUACACCUAUUUAAUGUUAUUGUCACCUGUUUUUCCUAUUAAUUAUAUGCAUAUUCUGGAUAUAUUUCUUUCUGAGAGAAACCCAUUAGCUGUUACAACUUCAACCAAUCACUCUGCCUCACUGAAUCUCUCCUCAACAAAAACGAUUUUUCAAGCAUUUAAUGGCUUUCACAUCAGUUUCUCCAUUUUCUCCCACUUGGGUAAGUAGGUUCACUUUGUUUUCAAGUCUCUAAACGGAUAUUCUUCCUCUCUCUCUCUCUCUCUCUCAAAUCUCAGGUCAAAACUCAUCUCUCUGGAUUUGUUCCACCAAACCAAUCAAUCUGAUUUCUUCUGCAGCUUUGCUUUGAGCAGUAAUCUCUCUGCUGCCAUAUCCCCCACCUGCGCUUUCUUUGAAAAAUCUCUACAAAAUCCGUUUCCCAUGGACCCAGUACAUAGAUACUUCUUUGAGCAUGUCCAAGCUCCUCCUCCUGUCAAAAGUCUAGCAAACUCAGACUAUCAUCUCCACUCUCCUGGUCCGAACACAAGUAUCCCCAUCUUAGCCAUUGCUAUACUAGGAAUCAUGACCACAGCUUUCUUACUAGUGAGCUACUAUGUCUUCGUGAUCAAAUGCUGCUUGAAUUGGCAUCGUUUCGAUCUCCUGAGACGGUUUUCUAUCUCACAAGCUCGAAGGCAUGAAGACCCACUAAUUAUCUACGCUCCGGAGAACCGCGGUCUUGAUGAAUCGUUGAUCCGUGCAAUCCCAGUUUUUCAAUUCAAGAGGGGAGCAGAAGGCGAAGAGAGAAGGUUCUUCGAGUGUGCAGUUUGCUUGAAUGAGUUUCAGGAAGAAGAGAAGCUAAGGUUUCUACCCAAUUGUGCUCACGUCUUCCAUAUCGACUGCAUUGAUAUAUGGCUCCAAAACAAUGCCAAUUGCCCUCUCUGCAGAUCAAGCAUUUCGACAACAGCCAGGUUUCCGCUUGAUCAAAUUAUUGCUCCUACCCCUUCUCCCCAAGAUCCACAUCCAUUUACAGAGAGUCUCGUGGGAGGUAAUGAGGAUUUCGUAGUAAUAGAACUGAGAAGCGAAGAAGGUGCAGAUCAAACAACCCAUGGACAUCAGGAAACAGCAAGUUCAGGAGAACUCUCAGCCCGACAUAUCAGUCCUUCCCCGAGAAAGUUAGAGCAGAGAAUUCUGAACAAGAAACCAAGGAAAUUCCAUCAUGUUUCAAGCAUGGGAGAUGAGUGCAUUAAUGUAAGAGAAAAAGACGAUCAGUUCUCAAUCACACCCAUUAGGAGAUCCUUCUCCAUGGAUUCUUCUGCUGAUCGGCAGCUCUAUCUCUGUGUCCAAGAGAUCAUACAGCAGAACAGAUAUCUCAAUGAGGUAAGUCCAAGUGAAGGUUGUAGUAACAGAGUUCGUCGGUCGUUCUUCUCGUUCGGCCACAGUCGAGGAUCCAGAAGUACAGUUCUUCCUCUCCACUUCGAGCCUUGAAAAGUUAAACAGAGAAAAAUUGCAACUUUUCUUUUCCCUUUUUUUUUUCUUAUUUUCCCCUUCUUCCUUUACAAGUUUUAUUUUUGAGACAUAGAUUUUGGAGAAGCUACGAGGCCUUUUUUUUCUUUUUUGGUAAAUAGAAGUUUCAUUAAACCAAUGUCAUAAAGAGGGCCAGUCUGUAUAGAAAAUUUGGGUAUAAUGGGAUUAGCAGCUUAAAUGCGUAAUAGUUUGAACCAUGGGCAUGAUUAUAAGCAUCAUUGCUUAAACCACUAUGUGUGGAUAAGACCUUUUUCUUUUUAAAUUUCUACUUUUCCAUCAAUGAAAUUCACUGUUCUCUCUC
Molecule: messenger RNA, 2063 nt
Organism: Nelumbo nucifera (sacred lotus)
Lineage: Eukaryota; Viridiplantae; Streptophyta; Magnoliopsida; Proteales; Nelumbonaceae
Product: RING-H2 finger protein ATL16-like
Biological process (GO): protein ubiquitination
Molecular function (GO): transferase activity
Source: RefSeq, a predicted model, not a curated record